Messenger RNA from Gorilla gorilla gorilla (western lowland gorilla), 12111 nucleotides. RefSeq names its product DNA helicase B (gene HELB). Lineage: Eukaryota; Metazoa; Chordata; Mammalia; Primates; Hominidae. Bases 165 to 3428 code for a protein of 1087 amino acids. The record is from RefSeq and is a predicted model, not a curated record. Gene Ontology annotation, molecular function: single-stranded DNA helicase activity. Gene Ontology annotation, biological process: negative regulation of double-strand break repair via homologous recombination. The transcript has 13 exons.
AAACUUGGGGCGGAGCUUCGCUGCCUCCCAGGUUUCGUACGCUGGCGGCCGCCAGGCCGUUCCCGGAAGUUGAUGGCCUUACAGUCGUGGAACUGAUUGGCUGAUCAUGACCAUGCAGUUAGCCAGGGUUUUCCCGAGUUGUUUGGGUUGAGUUCAGGAGAAGCAUGGCCAGGUCGAGUCGGUACCUGCGCCAACUUCAGGGACCUCUGCUCCCACCCAGGGAUCUGGUGGAGGAGGACGACGACUACCUAAACGACGACGUGGAGGAGGAUGAAGAGUCCGUGUUCAUCGACGCCGAGGAGCUCUGCAGUGGGGGCGUAAAGGCUGGCAGCCUCCCCGGGUGCCUCCGCGUUUCAAUUUGUGAUGAAAACACACAAGAGACAUAUAAAGUGUUUGGACGUUUUCCGAUAACAGGUGCUUGGUGGAGAGUGAAGGUACAAGUAAAGCCUGUGGUGGGAUCAAGGAGCUAUCAAUAUCAAGUUCAAGGAUUUCCGUCUUACUUUUUGCAGUCUGAUAUGUCACCACCAAAUCAAAAACAUAUCUGUGCUCUCUUUCUUAAAGAGUGUGAGGUCUCCAGUGAUGUUGUUAAUAAAUUUUUAACAUGGGUAAAGGAGGUAUCGAACUACAGAAACCUAAACUUUGAAAAUCUUAGGGAAACACUAAGAACUUUCCACAAGGAAACUGGAAGGAAAGAUCAAAAGCAGCCUGCACAGAAUGGUCAGGAAGAGUUGUUCCCAGACAAUGAGAUGAGUCUUCCUCUGGAAAACACAAUUCCAUUUAGAAAUGUAAUGACAGCUUUGCAGUUUCCGAAGAUAAUGGAAUUCCUUCCAGUUCUUCUGCCUCGACACUUUAAAUGGAUCAUAGGGUCAGGUUCUAAAGAGAUGUUGAAAGAGAUAGAAGAGAUUUUAGGUACACAUCCGUGGAAACUUGGAUUUAGUAAAAUAACCUACAGAGAGUGGAAACUCCUGCGAUGUGAGGCAAGUUGGAUAGCAUUUUGUCAGUGCGAGUCUCUUCUCCAGCUGAUGACUGAUUUGGAGAAGAAUGCAUUAAUAAUGUAUUCCAGACUGAAGCAGAUAUGUAGAGAAGAUGGGCACACAUAUGUUGAAGUGAAUGACUUAACUUUGACAUUGUCAAAUCAUAUGUCAUUUCAUGCUGCUUCAGAGUCUCUGAAGUUUUUGAAGGAUAUUGGUGUGGUGACAUAUGAGAAGUCCUGUAUCUUCCCUUAUGACCUUUACCAUGCUGAAAGAGCCAUCGCCUUUUCAAUUUGUGACCUGAUGAAGAAACCUCCUUGGCAUUUAUGUGUCGAUGUCGAAAAGGUGCUUGCCUCUAUUCACACCACAAAACCUGAGAAUUCAAGCGAUGAUGCAUUGAAUGAGAGCAAACCUGAUGAAGUAAGAUUAGAAAAUCCUGUGGAUGUUGUGGACACACAGGACAAUGGUGACCAUAUUUGGACUAAUGGUGAAAAUGAAAUUAAUGCAGACGUAAGUGAAGUUCAGCUGGAUCAGGAUCAGGUUGAAGUUCCACUGGAUCGGGAUCAGGUGGCUGCUUUGGAAAUGAUUUGCUCCAAUCCUGUGACAGUCAUAAGUGGGAAAGGUGGAUGUGGGAAGACCACAAUCGUUAGCCGUCUUUUUAAGCAUAUAGAGCAGUUGGAAGAAAGAGAAGUAAAAAAAGCCUGUGAAGAUUUUGAACAAGACCAGAAUGCUUCAGAAGAAUGGAUUACCUUUACUGAGCAAAGUCAACUAGAGGCGGGCAAGGCUAUAGAAGUUUUGCUCACAGCACCUACAGGGAAAGCAGCUGGCUUACUAAGACAGAAAACUGGUCUUCAUGCCUACACACUGUGUCAGGUCAAUUAUAGCUUCUAUUCAUGGACUCAAACAAUGAUGACCACAAACAAACCAUGGAAAUUUUCUUCGGUUAGAGUUCUGGUUGUGGAUGAAGGGAGUUUGGUAUCUGUAGGAAUCUUCAAAUCGGUCUUAAAUUUAUUGUGUGAGCACUCCAAACUUUCUAAGCUUAUUAUCCUUGGUGACAUUAGACAGUUACCCAGUAUUGAACCUGGUAACUUGCUGAAAGAUCUUUUUGAGACUCUUAAGUCAAGAAAUUGUGCUAUUGAGCUAAAGACAAACCAUAGAGCAGAAUCUCAGCUAAUUGUGGACAAUGCUACAAGAAUCUCAAGACGCCAAUUUCCAAAAUUUGAUGCAGAACUAAAUAUCUCUGAUAAUCCAACAUUACCCAUCUCAAUUCAAGAUAAGACAUUUAUUUUUGUCAGGCUCCCAGAAGAGGAUGCCAGUUCUCAGUCAUCUAAAACUAAUCAUCACUCUUGUUUAUAUUCUGCAGUUAAAACUUUACUACAAGAAAAUAACUUACAAAAUGCAAAAACAUCACAAUUUAUUGCAUUUAGAAGGCAAGACUGUGAUCUAAUUAAUGACUGCUGCUGCAAACACUACACAGGCCACCUCACCAAAGACCAUCAGAGUAGACUUGUAUUUGGAAUUGGUGAUAAAAUUUGUUGUACCAGGAAUGCAUACCUCUCAGACUUACUACCUGAAAAUAUCUCUGGAAGUCAGCAAAAUAAUGAUCUAGAUGCCAGUGGUGAAGACUUUUCUGGUACUCUUCCUGAUUUUGCUAAAAAUAAGCGUGACUUUGAAAGUAACAUUCGACUGUGCAAUGGAGAAAUAUUUUUCAUAACAAAUGAUGUAACUGAUGUAACUUUUGGAAAGAGAAGAUCUUUGACCAUUAAUAAUAUGGCUGGCCUGGAAGUAACUGUGGAUUUUAAGAAACUAAUGAAAUAUUGUCGCAUAAAACAUGCAUGGGCAAGAACUAUUCACACUUUUCAGGGGUCCGAGGAGCAAACGGUUGUCUAUGUGGUGGGGAAGGCGGGCCGCCAGCACUGGCAGCAUGUCUACACCGCCGUGACCAGGGGCCGCUGCCGAGUGUAUGUGAUUGCAGAGGAGUCUCAGCUCCGGAAUGCCAUUAUGAAAAACAGUUUUCCUAGAAAAACUCGUUUGAAACAUUUCUUGCAAAGUAAGCUCUCCUCUAGCGGCGCACCUCCAGCAGAUUUUCAGUCCCCACAGAAGAGCUCUGGAGACAGUGGAGGACCCAGCACACCGUCAGCAUCUCCACUCCCUGUAGUCACAGACCACGCCAUGACAAAUGAUGUCACCUGGAGUGAGGCCUCUUCGCCUGAUGAGAGGACACUCACCUUUGCUGAAAGAUGGCAAUUAUCUUCACCUGAUGGAGUAGAUACAGAUGAUGAUUUACCAAAAUCGCGAGCGUCCAAAAGAACCUGUGGUGUGAAUGAUGAUGAAAGUCCAAGCAAAAUUUUUAUGGUGGGAGAAUCUCCACAAGUGUCUUCCAGACUUCAGAAUUUGAGACUGAAUAAUUUAAUUCCCAGGCAACUUUUCAAGCCCACAGAUAAUCAAGAAACUUAGUUUUAUUUCAAAUUGUUCAGAGUAACUAUUUUUUUCUAUUGGAGACAAAAUGAACAUCGUAACGUCAAAGUACCAAGAUAAAAAAAGUUUCCUAUAACUGGAGUUUUAAGGUAUUUGUGUUAGCAAAUGUUUUAAAUCCAUUUAAUCAAAGUAUUAAUGAUUUCAACACAUGUCAUCAUGAGAACUGGUAGCACUGGACAUAAGUGAAGAGAUUAGAUAUUUUAUAUACAUAUAUAUUUUUAUACAAUUAUGUACAUUAAGCCAGGCGCGAUGGCUCAUGCCUGUAAUCCCAGCACUUUGGGAGGCUGAGGCAGGUGGAUCACCAGAGGCCAGGAGUUUGAGACCAGCCUGACCAACAUGGUGAAACCCCAUCUCUACUAAAAAUGCAAAAAUUAUAUGGGUGUGGUAGCACAUGCCUGUAAUCUCAGCUACUCAGGAGGCUGAGGCAGAAGAAUCGCUUGAACCCGGGAGGCGGAGGUUGCAGUGAGCUGAGAUCGCACCACUGCACUCCAUCCUGGGUGGCAGAGCGAGACUCCGUCUCCAAAAAAAACAAAAAAAAAAAAAGAAAAUUAUGUACAUUAAAACAUGUUGUAUUUUUAGGAUAAUGCCUCGUAACUUUGAUGAUCGUUGUGUGUUAUCUUUGCCAAUGGGUUGAAGCAGUGGCAAAGAAAAAAGGUGUAAUUACAUCUGUUUAUGUUAUUGACAUGCCUCCUAGGAUGUUGAAAUGUGGUCAUUUUACAAGACUGCUGCUCACUUCAUCACUGCUGCCUGGGGCCCAGCCUACCUGGGACUUUUCCUUGGAAGUGCUUUCUGAGUUGGGAGCACAUUGUUCUGAAUAUGUUCCACUUAGGAAGUUUUUUUCUCUCUCAGAAUGAUUUGAUUUUUAAAUUUUUAUUUAUGUUAAAUGGUCAAAGAAAAAGUCAAGAUGAAAAAUGUAUCUGUUAACCCAUUUAUGCCUAGUGGUCCAUUAUUGGGACACUAAACAUGUGAGAGUUAUUUAUAUCCCACUGCUCAAAGUCAUCACCAACGUCUGAUUGCAAAAAUUCAGAAAGUUGCAACCUCAGGCAUAAAUGGUUAAUAGCUUUAUUGAGAUAUAAUUCACAUACAUUUCACCCAUUUUAAGUAUACAAUUCAGUGGCUUUUAGUAUGUUCAUCAAAUUGGACAACUACCAUUAUUAUCAAUUUUAGAACUUUUUUUUUUUUUAAUGAUAGAGACAAGGUCUCACUAUGUUUCCCAGGUUGAUCUCGAACUCCUGAGCUCAAGUGAUCCUCCCACCUUGGCCUCCCAAAGUGUUAGGAUUACAAGUGUGAGCCAGCGUGCCCAACCUGGAACAUUUUCAUACCCUACAAAGAAACCUCACACUCUGGCCGGGCGUGGUGGCUCAUGCCUGUAAUCCCAGCACUUUGGGAGGCUGAGGUGAGCAGAUCACCUGAGGUCGGGAGUUUGAGACCAGCCUGACCAACAUGGAGAAACCCCGUCUCUACUAAAAAUACAAAAUUAGCCGGGAAUGGUGGCACAUGCCUGUAAUCCCAGCUACUUGGGAGGCUGAGGCAUGAGAAUCGCUUGAAUCCAGGAGGUGGAGGUUGCGGUGAGCUGAGUCACGCCAUUGCACUCCAGCCUGGACAAUAAGAGCAAAACUCCAUCUCAAAAAAAAGAGAAACCUCACACUCCUUAGCAGUAAUUCCCCGACUUCCCCCAUCCCUAGGUAACCUGAUUUACCUAGUCCCAAUAGACUUGCCUAUUGCAGACAUGUGGUUCUUUGUUCCUGACUUAUUUGACUAGCAUAAUGUUUUCAGACUCCAUCCGUGUUGUACCAGUGAUGUGUCAGUGCUUCGUCUCUUUUAUUGCCAAAUAAUAUCCCAGUAUAUGGAUAAAGGACAUUGAAUUUGUCCAUUCAUCAGUUGAUGGACAUUUAUUUGGGUUAUUUCCUAAUUUUUGGCUAUUAUGAAAUGCUGCUAUGAACAUCUGUGUGUAAGGUUUUAUGUGGACAUAUGCUUUCACUUCUUUUGGGUAUAUAACUAGGAGUAGAAUUGAUGGGUCAUAUGGUAACUCUAUGUUUAACAUUUUGAGGCACUGCCAGACUUUUUCCAAACCAGCUGCACCAAUUUAUAUUCUCACCAGCAGUGUAUGAGAGUUCCAGUUUCUCCCUAUUCUCUCCAACGUUUAUUAUUAUCUGACUUCUUGAUUAUAGCCAUCCUAGUGGGUAUGAAGUAGUAUUUCAUUGUGGUUUUGAUUUGCAUUUUUCUUAUGGCUAGUGAUGUUAAAUAGCUUUCAUGUGACUAUUGGCCAUUUCUAUGUCCCCUAGAGAAAUGUAUAUUCAGAUCUUUUGCACACUUUUAAAUUGGAUAUUUUUUCUUUCUAUCACUGAAAUCUGUAUUAUUGAGGGUUUUCCAGAGGGAUGGAACCAAUAGGAUAUAUGUGGAUAUAAAAGGGACUUUAUUAGUGUAUUAGUUAGGGUACCCCAGAGGGAUACAACUAAUAGGAUAUAUAUAUGUGGGGGGGGGGGGCAGGGAGUUUAUUAAGUAUUAACUUACAUGAUCACAAGGUCCCACAAUAGGUUGUCUGCAAGCCUGAGGAGCAAGGAUAGCCAGUUGGAGUCUCAGAACUGAAGAACUUGGAGUCUGAUGUUUAAGGGCAGGAAGCAUCCAGCACAAGAGAAAGAUGUAGGCUGGGAGCCUAGGCCAGUCUUGCCUUUUCACGCUUUUCUGCCUGCUUUAUAUUUGCUGGCAGCUGAUUAGAUUGUGCCCACCAGAUUAAGGGUGGGUCUGCCCUCCCCAGCCCACUGACUCAAAUGUUAAUCUCCUUUGGCAACACCCUCACAGACACACCCAGGAUCAACACUUUGCAUCCUUCAAUCCAAUCAAGUUGACACUCAGUAUUAACCAUCACAAUAAGAGAGAAUUGGCUCACACGAUUAUAAAGCAAAGUCCCACGAUAGGCCAUCUGCAAGCUGGGGAAGGAGAGAAGCUGAUAGCAUGGCUCAGUCCAAGUCUGAAAGCCUCAAAACCAGGGAUGCUGACAGUGCAGCCCUCAGUCUGAGGCCAAAGGCCCAGGAGCCUCUGGGAAACAAUUGGUGCAAGUCCUAGAGUCCAAAGGUGGAAAAACCUGGAGUCUGGUGUCCAAGGGCAGAAGGAGAGGAGGUCAAGCAUUCUGCACAGCACAGGAAGAAAGAGAGGGAGCAGACUCAGCAAGCACACUGCUUAUCUCUGUUUGUCCACCUGCUGUGUUCUAGCCUCACUGGCAGCCAACUCGAUGGUGCCCACCCACACUGAGGGUGGGUCUUCCUCUCCCACUCCACUGACUCCAAUGUCAGUCUCCGUCAGCAACACCCUCACAGACACACAGGGGAGCAAUGCUUCAUCAGCCAUCCAGGUAUCUCUCAAUCUAGUUGACACCUAAUAUUAACCAUCAGAAAAUGUAAGAAUUCUUUACAUUUUCAACAUUUAAGUCCAUUAUCAGAAACAUAAUUUGCAAAAUUUUCCUCCCAUUCUGUGAAUUUUAUUUUAAUUAACUUGAUAGUAUCUGAUAUGGUUUGUCUCUCUGUCCCCACCCAAAUCUCAUCUCACAUUGUAAUCCCUAUGUGUUGAGGAAGGAUCCUGGUGGGAGGUGAUUGGAUCAUGGGGGUGGUUUCCCCCAUGCUGUUCUGGUGAUGGUGAGUUCUCAUGAUAGCUGGUGGUUUUAAAGUAUGGCACUCCUGCCCCAAUCCCCUUCUGCCACCUUGUAAAGAAGGUGCUUGCUUCUCCUUUACCUUUUGCCAUGAUUGUGGUUUUCUGAGGCCUCCCCAGCCAUGUGGAACUGUGAGUCAAUUAAACCUCUUUUCUUUAUAAAUUACUCAGUCUCAGGUGUGAAAAUGGACUACUAAGUGUCCUUUGAGGCCCAAGUUUUAAAUUCUGAUGAUGACCAGUGUAUCUGUUUUUGUUGUUGCUGCUGCUUGUGCUUUUGGUGUUAUAUCCAAGAAACUAUUGCCUAUCCAAAGUCAUGAUGAUUUACUACAAUUUUUUCUUCUAAUAAUUUACAAGUUUUGGCUCUUACACUUAGAUCUUUGAUUCACUUUUAGUUAAUUUUGUAUAUGGUGUGAGGUAGGGAUCCCACUUUAUUCUUUUGCAUGUGACAAUUCAAUUGUUCAGCUCCAUUUAUUGAAGAGAUUAUUCUUUCCCCAUUGAAUUGUCUUGGUACCCUUGUCAAAAAUUAGUUGACUGUAAAUGUGAGGGUGUAUUUAUGGAUUUUAAAUUCUAUUCAAUUGAUUCAUGCAUCUUUUUUUUUUUUUUCUUCUUCGAGACGGAGUCUUGCCCUGUUGCCCAGGCUGGAGUGUGGUGGCUCGAUCUCAGCUCACUGCAAGUUCCGCCUCCCAGGUUCAUGCCAUUCUCCUGCCUCAGCCUCCCAAGUAGCUGGGACUACAGGCACCCACCACCAUGCCUGGCUAAUUUUUUUUGUAUUUUUAGUAGAGACGGGGUUUCACCGUGUUAGCCAGAAUGGUCUUGAUCUCCUGACCUCGUGAUCUGCCCACCUUGGCCUCCCAAAGUGCUGGGAUUACAGGCCUGAGCCACUGUGCCCAGCCCAAUUCAUGCAUCUUUUUUCUUUUUCUUUCUUUCUUUUUUUUUUUCUGAGAUGGAGUCUCACUCUGUCACCCAGGCUGGAGUGCAGUGGUGCCAUCUCAGCUCACUGCAACCACCAUCUCCUUGUUUCAAGCAAUUCUCAUGCCUCAGCCUCCCGAGUAGCAGGCAUUACAGGUGCUUGCCACCACGCUUGGCUAAUUUUUUGUAUUUUUAGUAGACAUGGGGUUUCACCAUGUUGGCCAGGCUGGUCUCAAACUCCUGACCUCAGAUGAUCCGCUUACCUUGGCCUCCCAAAGUGCUGGCAUUAUAGACGUGAGGCACUGCGCCUGGCCCAUAUGUCUAUUCUAAUGCCAGCACCAUAUUGUCUUUAUUAUUGUAGCUUUGUAGAAAGUUUUGAAAUUACGAAGUGUGAGUCCUUCAACUUUGUUCUUCUUUUUCAAGUUUGUUUUGGCUAUUAUGGGUCCCUACAUUUCCAUAUGAAUUUUAGGAUCUACUUGUCAGUUUCUGCAAAGAAGCAAACUGGAAUUUUGUUCAGGAGUGUGUUAAACCUACAGAUUUGGGAACUAUUGCCAUUUUAACAGUAUUAAAUCUUUUGACUCAUGAACACGGAUGUCUUUCCAUUUGCUUAGGAAAGACAGGCUGGGGUGUAGUGGUGCAAUCACAGCUCACUGCAGCCUCUACCUCUCAGGCUCAAGCAGUCCAACCUCCUUAACCACCCCACCUCAACCACUCUUGUAGCUGGGACUACAGGCCUGCACCACCUCACCUGGCUAAUUUUUGUAUGUUUUGCAGAGAUAGGGGUUCACCAUGGUGCCCAGGCUGGUCUCGAACUCCUGGACUCAGGCAGUCUGCCCACCUCGACCUCCCAAAGUGCUGGGAUGGUGUGAGCCAUCAUGCUUGGUUCUUCUUUAAUUCUUUGUAGUUUUCAGAGUAUAAGUUUUGUAUUUCUUUUAUUAAAUUUACAAUGCUUUUUGUUAAAUUUAUUUCAAAAUAUUUAAUUUUUUAUCCUGUUGUAAAUGGAUUUUCUUUAUUUUGGUUCAUUGCUGCUACUGUAUAGAAAUGCAGUUGAUUUUUAUAUAUUGAUCUUGUAUCUUCCAACCUUGCUGAACUUGUUUAUUAGUUAAAGUGGGUUUUUAGUGGAUUCCUUAGGAUUUUCUAUAUAAGAGAUCAUAUCAUCUGCAAAUAGAGAUGCUUUUAGUGCUUCCUUUUUAAUCUGUAGGCCUUUAAUUUCAUUUUCUUGCUAAUUGCCCUGGUUAGAGCCCCUAGUAUAUUGUUGAAUAGAAGUGGCAAGAGUGAAUAUCCUUGUCUUGUUCAUCAUAUUAGGGAGAAAGCAUUAAAUCUGCCACCAUUAACUGUGUUUGCUGUGGAUCUUUCUUUUAAGUCCUUUAUUGAGAUGAAGAAAUUCUCUUUUGUUCCUAGGUUGUUGUGUAUGAAGGGACAUUGAAUUUUGUCAAAUCCUUUCUCUAUGUGUUGAGAUCAUCGUGUAGUUUUGUCCUUUAUUGAUGCAGUGUGGUAAUUUUUGGAUGUUAAAUCAAUCUUGUGUCCCUGGAGUAAAUCUCACUUGGUCAUAGUAUACAAUCCUUUGUAUGUGCUGCUGGAUUUGGCUUGCUGGUUUUUUGUUGGGGACUUUUGCAUCUAAAUUCAUGAAAGAUAUUGGUCUGUAGUUUCUUUUCCUUGUGAUGCCUUUGUUUGGUUUUGGUAUCAGAGUAAUAGUGACCACAUAGAAUGAGUUGUGAAGUGUCCCCUUGUCUUCUAUUUUGGAAGAGUUUGUGAAGAAUUGGUAUUAACUCUUCUUUAAAUUAAUCUGGCCCUGGGCUUUUUUUGUGGGAAGUUUUUGUUUUGUUUUGUUUUUGUUUUUUGAGAUGGAGUUUCGCUCUUGUUGUCCAGGCUGGAGUGCAAUGGCAUGAUCUCGGCUCACCCCAAUCUCCACCUCCCAGGUUCAAGUGAUUCUCCUGCCUCAGCCUCCCAAGUAGCUGGGAUUAUAUGCAUGUGCUACCAUGCCCAGCUAAUUUUGUAUUUUUAAUAGAGACAGGGUUUCUCCACGUUGGUCAGGCUGGUCUCAAACUCCCGAACUCAAGUGAUCCACCUGCCUCAGCCUCCCAAAGUGCUGGGAUUACAAGUGUGAGCCACUGCGCCUGGCAUGGGAAGUUUUAAAGCUACUGAUUAAAUUUCUUUACUUGUUAUAGGUGUAUUUAGCUUUUCCAUUUCUUCUUGAGUCAGUUUUGACAGUUUUUCUGUAGAAAUUUGCUCAUUUAAUCUAUGUUUUUUAAUUUUCUGACAUACAGUCGAUCAUAGUAUUCCUUUAUGGUUUUUUAAAUUUCUGUAAGGCUGGUAGUAAAGCCUCUGUUUCAUUCCUGAUUUUAGUAAUUUGAGUCUCUUUUUUUCUUGGUUUAGCUAAAAGUUUAUGAAUUUUAAUCUUUUUAAAGGACCAACUUUUGGUUUCAUUGAUUUUCUUUACUGUCUUCCUAUUCUCUAUUUCAUUAAUUUUAACUCUUGUCCUAUUACUUUUAGGAGGGCCUCUUAAGGAGGGGUUGUAUGCUGGCUUAAAUUGAGGGUUGGUCAAAGUUCAAAAGCCUGGGGGAAGGAAGCUUAAUAUUUUCUCUAGAUCAGUGAGUACAAGCAAUUCAGCUAAGAAUUCGCUUCAUUUAUGAAGCAAAGAAUGGUAAUUUUCAGGACAGUCUGUGUCUGAUUUUGUUAUAAGUAAAUGGGGGAAGGGAGAUAAACAUCUGUGAGUCUUAUCUAAGUCACCCUGGGAAGGAUGGUUCUUUAUAAUAAGCCAUUUCCUGGAACACACAGGCAAUGGGCAGGGGGGUUACUACAACCUUAUAGAAAUAAGAUUUCUUUAACUCUGCCUAUAUUUCAGGGUAUAGUCCUCAGGUAAAGCUUCACACUGUCAAGAAGAACUUGAAAAUACCUUUUUUCCAUAAAAACACAAUGAAACUAAUACUAUGUAAUGGAAUAUUCCAAAGCACUAGUUCUUAUAAAUAACUAUUGGCCAAAAUACAAAUAACUGACCCAAUUCAAAAUUCUCUAAGAUUUCAUUAAGAUCCUUUUGUAGUUCAUAAGCCUGAUGCAUGGGUGUUCAUGCGCAUGUGUGAGAUGUGCCUCCCUCAAACCUUGUUAUGGCGCCAGCCCAUUACUGGUCUGUCAUGAAAAAAAAUAUUUCAGUAAAAGAGGAUACUUCUAGUAUCCUUUUUAAAAUUUAAAUUGGAAGCAAAUAGUAUUUCAUCCCAGCAUGUUAAAAUUGCAAGGGUCAUCUACCCCAGCUUACCAUUUGCUAAACACCCAUCAGUCACCAGUGGAACACACAUUUCCAAUGCUAAAGGUCUUGACUGCUUGGUGAAAACCACUUUGCAACACUGGUGUUGGAAAUUACUGUAUUAUAUUAAGCUGAAAUCUACCUCAUUGGAACCUCUGCUUAUAAGUCCUGAGUCUCAUGUAGUUCAGACCUUGUCUCUUCUGCCCCAUCUGGCUACUUAUCUCCAGUUUCUUCUGCCAGUCUUCCGGUGGCAUAGCCCCAAACCCUUUCACUUCAUAGUUUGUCACUGCCCUUUUUAAGAGGACUGGGGUGCUCAGAACUUAUAGGCUGACCCUAGCUCUUCCUUUGGCCUGGUCACUAUAUUUGAAAAGUGCUACCUGAAAUCAUAAGAGCUUUUUUGUUUUGUUUUUAACAGCCAUUUUCUAUUGUUGAUUCAUUUUAGUUUUGGUUACAACUGAAAUAUCUAUCUUUCACAUGAAAUAUAGCUUCUCAUUUGCCUUUCUUCAAAAAGUCUGUUCUAACUACACAUUUCCUUGGCUUCAGCCUCAUGCUUGAUGCAGAAGUGAGGAGAGUGCAAUAAAAAUUUGAACAGUUGCUUGGAUUUUUGCAAUAAUAGAUUGUCAGUUGGGGUCAUAUGACUCUCAGGUGCUAGAAAAUACUCUGCCUUUCAGAAUGUAACCGUGGGCACACUGAAUGCAACUGUAUAAAAAUGAAUGUGAAUUUUUAAAGGUAGCAUAAUUAAAGUUUGUACAUUUUAACAGUUUAUGUAAAUCUGUCUCAUAGAAUACAUGUAAUUUUCUCUGAGGUGGAUGUUGUGAUACUUGAUCAAUAUUUGUCACCUACAGUAAAUGUACCAUUGGUCUUGGA